Eupeodes corollae is the source of this 1493-nucleotide messenger RNA. Its product is annotated as phospholipase A1-like. Gene Ontology annotation, biological process: lipid metabolic process. Lineage: Eukaryota; Metazoa; Arthropoda; Insecta; Diptera; Syrphidae. The transcript is spliced from 3 exons. The coding region runs from base 52 to 1128 and encodes 358 amino acids. The record is from RefSeq and is a predicted model, not a curated record. Gene Ontology annotation, molecular function: lipase activity.
CUUUCAAUGCUAAAAUAUUAGCAGUUGCAGCAUUGUAUCCAUCGUCGUCGCAUGAACUCGAUACCACUUGUUGCACGUGAAGGUUAUUUAAAAACUAUAAACUUAAACAUGAAAUUAAGUUUGUAUUUAAUUGCAGUUCUAGUGCUCGCUGUAUCACCAAUCACAGGUGAAACAGAGAAGUGGGACGAAUGUGGUCACGAUUUGAGCAAACCAACUGGACUAGAUAGUCUCGUUGACUUGAAAUUUCUAGGCAGAGUUCUGAGGAGUCUUGUGCCAUUUCAGAAACCAGAUGUGACAAUGCAUUUCUAUCUGUAUAAAAGGGCGUUUCCAACUUGUGGCCAGGAACUACGCAUGGAUGAUGAUUCUCUUCAGAAAUCGGAUUUCAACAAGAAUCAUCCAACAAGAAUCAUUAUUCAUGGUUGGCUGAGUCAAAGUAAGGCAUCUCUAAAUCGUGACAUCAAAGACGCCUACUUAGAAAUUGGUGACUUCAAUGUGAUCAUAGUCGACUGGAGUAUCGCAUCGAGCACCCUCAACUACUACAGAGUCGUGAGAUUGAUUGAAGAUUUCGGUCAAGUCGUUGCUGACUUUGCCAAGCAUCUACACAACACACUGGGUGUGGACUAUGACAGCAUUUAUCUGAUCGGUCAUAGUUUAGGUGCACAAAUUGCUGGCAGUGCUGGAAAACGUCUGAAACCGGGACAAUUCAACACAAUUUUUGCACUCGAUCCAGCUGGACCGGCUUUUCGAGAGAAAGACUUGGAGUGUAGAAUUGAUCCGACCGAUGCGAAGUACGUGGAGUCGAUUCAGACCAGUGUGAAUUUGGGAUUGCUUCAGCCUGUGGGUAAUGCAACAUUCUUCCCCAACAAUGGAGUCUACCAGAAGUGCUUGGGUUUUGGAUGUUCACACAGUCGAGCUUAUAAAUUCUUCGCAGAAUCAAUUGUUAGUUCGACGGGAUUUUGGGGAACUGUGUGUGAUAAUGAGACCAGAAAGUGGCAUUGCCCGGAAAAGGGCAAGCAAUAUAAAAUGGGAGGUGAGCCUUCAAGUCCCAAAAGUGGUACAUUUUAUGUACGAACUCGAACCAAGUCACCAUAUGCGAUAGGGAAAAAUUUAAAAUACGUUUAUUCUUAAAGAUUUUUUACAAGUAAAGCUUUUUAAAGUUAAUUUUUAUGAGAUCUUAUGAGACUGUUAUAUAAUGCAAGAACAAUUGUGUGAAUAUUUUUUUAGAAUUAAUUAUAAAGUAAUAAUCAUGAUUGAAAGUGACUAUUCACGCAAACUUGAUCUUGAAGUGGUGGUAGUUUUGCGAAGUGACGUACAAAGAAAACAUAUCUAAGAAAAUGGCUUUAAAAAACUCAACGCAAAUACAAAACUUUUAAAGGAAAUAUUUAGGAUCUUUAAUUUAUAAUUAAGUUUAAAUUAGAUUUUUUUUAUAAUUCAAUUAUUUUAUAAUGAAAUAGAAAAAAAUAAUUAAAUUCAAUUCAAUUCUGGAAACGAAA